This is a messenger RNA of Drosophila innubila, 1617 nucleotides long. RefSeq names its product mitochondrial uncoupling protein Bmcp (gene Bmcp). The record is from RefSeq and is a predicted model, not a curated record. Bases 153 to 1070 code for a protein of 305 amino acids. The transcript is spliced from 5 exons. NCBI's taxonomy places the organism in Eukaryota, Metazoa, Arthropoda, Insecta, Diptera, Drosophilidae. Gene Ontology annotation, biological process: transmembrane transport.
GCCAAGUUUUUAGGGGGGUCAACAACUGUUUCUGUGUGGAAAGAGUACGGCAUGUUUGUUGCGUCGUGAUUUUCUAUAUUUCUUGCAUUUAUAAAAUCGAACGGUGUCCACGGAAUUGCAAGCACUCAACAGGUGCAAUUGCUCCUUGGGUCAUGGGUGAAGUCAAAGACUGGAGGCCAUUUGUUUAUGGCGGUUUAGCAUCCAUAACAGCCGAGUUUGGCACUUUUCCGAUCGACACGACAAAGACUCGCCUGCAAAUUCAAGGACAAAAAAUUGAUCAAACAUUUACACAACUGCGAUACCGUGGAAUGACAGAUGCAUUUGUAAAAAUCUCAAGGGAGGAAGGACUGAGAGCAUUAUAUUCUGGCAUUUGGCCAGCGGUGUUGCGGCAAGCGACCUAUGGCACUAUCAAAUUCGGCACCUACUACACACUCAAAAAGCUGGCUAAUGAACGUGGUCUGCUGACGGAUGACGAUGGCAGCGAGCGUGUUUGGAGCAACAUCAUUUGUGCAGCCGGAGCGGGAGCUAUUUCGUCGGCGAUUGCCAAUCCUACCGAUGUACUGAAGGUUCGCAUGCAGGUGCAUGGCAAGGGCACCGAUCAGUUGGGUCUCAUUGGCUGCUUCAGGGAGAUCUACAAAUACGAGGGCGUGCGUGGUCUAUGGCGGGGCGUGGGUCCAACAGCGCAACGAGCGGUUGUAAUUGCAUCCGUGGAACUGCCAGUCUAUGAUUUUUGCAAGCUGCAGCUGAUGAGCGCCUUUGGUGAUCAUGUGGCGAAUCAUUUUAUUUCGAGUUUUAUUGCUAGCCUGGGCAGUGCUGUUGCCUCGACGCCUAUUGAUGUGAUUCGGACGCGUCUGAUGAACCAAAGGCAUGUGACAAUGCUAAAUGGUGGCAUGGCCACUGCGACGGCAUCAGCACAGAAACUCUAUAGCGGAAGUCUCGACUGUGCUGUGCAAACCAUACGCAACGAAGGUAUCCUGGCGCUCUAUAAGGGCUUUAUACCCACCUGGGUGCGCAUGGGCCCUUGGAACAUCAUAUUCUUCAUAACGUACGAGCAACUAAAGAAACAUUAGCAUCCUCGUUGGAAAUCGAAGGACAUCAAGUACAAGGUGUAUUCAGCAUUUGAAACCAAAAAUAUCUAUUUGAUAAUACCUAGAAGACGGUUAGCUAAGAAUCAUAGUGGAAAUCUUUGAAAUCAACCCAGGGAGUAGACACUAAAGUGCCUCUUGCAUAUUGGCUAUCUAAUAGCCACAUUAACUCCUUUACCCAGUGGACAAAAGUGACAACAAUUGAAAUGAUAUAAAUCUUGUUGCACCUAAUUUAUAGUAUUUGCAUUUGACCUAAGGUGUCAUUGACAAGUGGAAUUAAACCCAUGUGUUCCUCUAGUCCCAGAGCCCUUAUGCAAUAACUAGCAUUUCUUUGUUCUCAUCUUAUUCGCAUUUACCUUAAGAACAAAAUGUGACGAAAAUUAGUAUAAUUUAGCUUCGAUUUGGUUUAUUUUUUAUUAUUUUUAAUAGAAAGUUUAGUUUGAAAUUGUAUUACAUCGCGCAUUUCAUUGUAUACAAAUCUGUACUGUAAAUAUGUACAUUAAGAAAUAUAUAAAAACAUGCAUGUAUCAUA